GAGGAAGACAACACACCAGAUUUCUGAGAGAACCAAAGAUCAACACCAGUGCAAUUCUGCAAGAUGGAGUACCAGGGACAGCAGCAGCAGGGCCAGUCGGCCAACCGCGUGGACGAGUACGGUAACCCGGUGGCCGGCCACGGCACCGGCAUGGGCGCACACGGCGGAGGAGGCACCGGCGCGGCCACUGGUGGGCAUUUCCAGCCCCUGAAGGACGAGCACCAGGCUGGCGGUGGGAUCCUGCACCGCUCCGGCAGCUCGAGCUCCAGCUCGUCCGAGGAUGAUGGCAUGGGCGGGAGGAGGAAGAAGGGCAUCAAGGAGAAGAUCAAGGAGAAGCUCCCCGGUGGCCACGGUGACCAGCAGCAAACCGCUGACACCUACGGGCAGCAGGGACACAUCGGAAUGACCAGCAGCACUGGGGCGCAUGGCACCACGGCCAUUGGCGGCACCUACGGGCAGCAGGGACACACCGGAAUGAGCGGCAAUGAGACGCACGGCACCGACGACACCGGGGAGAAGAAGGGCAUCAUGGACAAGAUCAAGGAGAAGCUGCCCGAACAGCACUGA
Molecule: messenger RNA, 567 nt
Organism: Triticum dicoccoides
Lineage: Eukaryota; Viridiplantae; Streptophyta; Magnoliopsida; Poales; Poaceae
Product: dehydrin DHN3-like
Exons: 2
Coding region: 64-567 (167 amino acids)
Biological process (GO): response to water deprivation; response to abscisic acid; cold acclimation
Cellular component (GO): cytosol
Source: RefSeq, a predicted model, not a curated record